This is a messenger RNA of Rhodamnia argentea, 3164 nucleotides long. Its product is annotated as DNA-binding protein SMUBP-2. The record is from RefSeq and is a predicted model, not a curated record. Lineage: Eukaryota; Viridiplantae; Streptophyta; Magnoliopsida; Myrtales; Myrtaceae. The coding region runs from base 49 to 2961 and encodes 970 amino acids. The transcript has 7 exons. Gene Ontology annotation, molecular function: 5'-3' DNA helicase activity.
GAGGGAGCCUUGAUUUGAUGAUGAUUUAGCCGGGGAUUAUUAUUAUUAAUGGAGGCAGCAGCAGCGCCUUGCUUCUUCUGCGGCACUGUGUCUGUAUCGGCGACCUUGCAAUCCCUCCCCCUCCGAUCUGCCCCCAUUAAUAAUGUUCAGCUUCACCCUCCUUCCACAUGCCUCCAGAUGCCGCACAAGGCCCGCCUCCCUAUCAGUAUCAUCCACUGCCGGAUGAACGAUGCCGCCAGCGGUCCUAGCAUCGCCCACCGGACGACCAGGAGCCGGAAGAAGAAGCCCACCCUUCACCCCACUCCAACUUCUGGGGAGGGACACAAUCCCAACAAGAAGAUGAAGGAUGCUGAGGCGGCGGCGGCGGCUGCAGGGACCGGGAGUGUUGGGGCGCUGCACCAGAAUGGGGACCCCCUGGGGCGGAGAGACCUGGGCAAGAGCGUCGUCAAGUGGAUAGGCCAGGCCAUGCGUGCCAUGGCCUCCGAUUUCGCUGCUGCCGAGGUGCAGGGCGAGUUCUCGGAGGUGAGGCAGCGGAUGGGACCUGGCCUCACUUUCGUCAUUCAGGCCCAGCCUUACCUCAAUGCCAUUCCCAUGCCCCUUGGACUCGAAGCCAUCUGCCUCAAGGCUUGUACUCACUACCCCACUCUCUUCGAUCACUUCCAGCGGGAGCUCCGCGAUGUUCUCCAAGCCCAGCAGCGCCGGUCCCUCGCCCCUAAUUGGCGGGACACCGAGUCCUGGAAGCUGCUCAAGGAGCUAGCUUCUUCUGCUCAGCACAAGGCGAUUGCCCGCAAGGCAUCCCAGCCGAAGCCCCUGCAAGGUGUUCUGGGCUUGGACCCGGAGAAGGUCAGGUCAAUACAGAAGAGAAUAGACGACUUCACCGAGAAUAUGUCCGAGCUCCUCCGCAUUGAACGGGACGCCGAACUUGAGUUCACACAGGAGGAGUUGGAUGCAGUCCCCAUGCCUGAUGCUAACUCCGACACCUCAAAACCGAUUGAGUUCCUUGUCAGCCAUGGCCAGGCUCAGCAAGAACUCUGCGACACCAUCUGCAAUUUGUAUGCAUUUAGCACAUCUACCGGAUUAGGUGGGAUGCAUCUGGUGCUGUUUAGAGUAGAAGGGAAUCACCGGUUGCCGCCGACGACAUUGUCUCCUGGCGACAUGGUCUGCGUGAGGACGUGCGAUAGUCGGGGUGCAAGCCCAACGUCUUGCCUGCAAGGCUUCAUACACAACCUUGGCGAGGAUGGUAGCAGCAUCAGUGUUGCUUUAGAGUCUCGCCACGGUGAUCCUACUUUCUCCAAGCUUUUUGGGAAGACAAUACGAAUUGAUCGCAUACAAGGAUUAGCAGAUGUGCUGACAUAUGAGCGCAACUGCGAAGCACUUAUGCUACUCCAGAAAAAUGGCCUACGUAAGAAAAAUCCUUCCAUUGAUGUAGUAGCUACUCUAUUUGGAGAUGAGGAGGAUGUAGCCAGCCUAGAGUUUAAUCAGUUGGUGGAUUGGGCUGAAGCAGAGCUGGAAGGAUUGUCGAGUAUUGGGACGUUUGAUGAUUCCCAGAGAAAAGCAAUCGCCUUGGGUUUGAAUAAGAGGCGGCCUCUAUUGAUAAUCCAAGGGCCUCCUGGGACUGGGAAAACAUGUUUGCUUAAAGAGCUUACUCUCCAUGCAGUUCAACAAGGUGAAAGGGUGCUGAUGACAGCACCAACAAAUGCAGCCGUUGAUAACAUGGUUGAAAAACUUUCAGAUAUUGGGCUUGACAUUGUUCGAGUGGGCAAUCCGGCACGUAUAUCUGAAUCGGUAGCCUCCAAAUCAUUAGGAGAAAUAGUAAGUGCAAGGCUUGAAAGUUUCCGAACAGAAUUUGAAAGGAAGAAAGCAGAUCUGAGGAAAGACCUUAGACACUGCCUUAAGGAUGAUUCUUUGGCUGCUGGUAUCCGUCAACUUCUGAAGCAGCUAGCUAAGACUUUUAAAAAGAAGGAGAAAGAGACUGUAAAAGAGGUACUCUCAAGUGCUCAAGUUGUGCUUGCUACAAACACUGGAGCAGCUGAUCCUUUGAUUCGCAGACUGGAUUUUUUUGACCUGGUUGUUAUAGAUGAAGCUGGUCAGGCAAUUGAACCAUCAUGCUGGAUACCUAUAUUGCAGGGAAAGCGCUCUAUACUUGCUGGUGAUCAGUGCCAGCUUGCCCCGGUGGUUUUAUCAAGGAAAGCCCUAGAAGGAGGCCUUGACGUAUCACUAAUGGAGAGAGCUGCCAAUUUGCAUGAAGGAAUUCUGGGAACCUUAUUGACAACACAAUACCGUAUGAAUGAUGCAAUUGCAAGUUGGGCCUCUAAGGAGAUGUAUGAAGGAUUAUUAAAAUCCUCUUCUACUGUUUCUUCGCAUCUUCUUGUUGAUUCCCCGUUUGUGAAGCCAACAUGGAUGACACAGUGCCCAUUGCUGUUGCUUGAUACUAGAAGGCCAUAUGGAAGUCUUUCAGCUGGUUGUGAAGAGCAUUUGGACCCAACUGGAACGGGCUCAUUUUACAAUGAGGGGGAAGCAGAUAUUGUUGUACAGCAUGUGUUUUCCUUGAUUUAUGCUGGUGUGAGCCCAAGAGCAAUUGCUGUGCAAUCUCCUUAUGUUGCUCAAGUACAACUUUUGAGAGACAGGCUUGAAGAGCUUCCAGAGGCAGCAGGUGUUGAGGUUGCAACCAUUGAUAGUUUUCAAGGUCGGGAAGCUGAUGCAGUCAUUAUAUCUAUGGUCCGCUCAAACACUUUAGGAGCAGUGGGAUUCCUCGGGGAUAGCAGGCGCAUGAAUGUUGCCAUAACGAGGGCUCGGAAGCAUGUCACCAUUGUGUGUGAUAGUUCGACAAUAUGCCAUAACACAUUCCUGGCCAGGCUAUUGCGUCAUAUCCGCUACUUUGGUAGAGUGAAGCAUGCUGAGCCUGGUAGUUUCGGGGGAUCUGGACUCGGGUUGGAUCCUAUGCUCCCAUCAAUUAAUUAAAAUCUGAAAGACCAACCGGAGGGGUGGAGUGGGUAUUACAGUGUUCAUGUUGAAGGUGCUCCUAUCUCCAUCUUUGCCAAUUGUAUAUGCAGCACAAUACACAUUUUUUUACAUCAUUCCACAAUGAAGUUCUUCACUUGUACAGAUUAUUCAAACGUCCCUUCCAUUUCUUUUUUCAGGAUAUAUAAAACAUUUUAAAUACU